Messenger RNA from Cotesia congregata, 2994 nucleotides. Lineage: Eukaryota; Metazoa; Arthropoda; Insecta; Hymenoptera; Braconidae. The record is from the annotation of a GenBank genome assembly.
AUGGAGAUGAAAGCGAAACAAGGUCUCGUAAGAGACUUGGAUUUAACUCUUCAACCUCGCCCGGCACCACGUUACAAAGUUUGGCUGCCUCUGGCUACUCAACAGCUACGGCUGAGAAGCCUUUAUCAAAUAAUUGGCUACAAUUUAGAGACAGAUAAAAGUUUUGAAACAUGCUGGUUCUAUUUUACAUUACAUCGUUCGAGUAUGUCUUCACCUUUGUAUACUAGUGAACCAAUUGACCAUGUUAGUCCGAAAUGGUCAUCUUUAGAAGUGCCUACUUUACAUGCUACUGGUCUCUCUACUGCCAAUGAAAUAGUUUUACGGCUGUGGAGAAGAACAGUAGCCAAUGAUCCGACAACCGACGUUACAGUAUUCACCUGGGGAAUAUCAUUCACAGGUUUAGUUUAUAUGGGACCUAAGCUCUCUAACAAUUUAGAAUCAAUGUUAAGACACAAUUCACUAAUCUUCCACCUGUACGGUGGAUUUUUUGUACCAUCUUACUGCCUUCUUCAUCCACCGGAAUUUCGUAGAUAUUUGUACAUGAGUGUCAAUAACUCGGAGAUUUGUGACAGCUACACUGUAGGCAAGCUGAGUAAUCUACGAAGUUUGAUGCAGUCGCUGAAGCAGCGAACUGAAAGUGCUCAAACUUUGCGUGACAGAAUAGCUUCUGGAGAGAGCCUGGAGCCCAAGUUCAAGCAGACGACGUUGAGCCGGCUGCUUCAACCAAAGCGAAUGAGCAAGGAAAAGAAGGCCGAAAUUCUUAAGAUCCGUAAGGAGUUGGAGAUUGCCAAAUUUAGAACAAAAUUAUUAGAACAAGAGAGAAUUAGAAAGGCUGGAGAGCUGAGAGCGCUCAACCAGCGACAUCUGAGUAUUAUGGAAGAGAAUCAAGAUCUGGGCUCUCUGCUGAUGGAGCGUUAUCGUGAGCUCCAUAAAGACAUGGAACGGCUGCGUGAAUGGAAGCAAAAUCACAUACAGAUGCGCGAAUGUUUUGUUCAGACAUCAGCCCAGCUAGCAUACCGUAAACGUCAACUUAUAUCUGAUUUAAAUUUCAUUUAUCCAAUAAGACAAGAGUCGGAGCAUAAGUUUACGAUUAGUAAUGUACAUUUACCAGAUAGUGAAGAAUUGGAUACUGUAAACGAUACUCAGACGGCUGUGGCGCUUGGUUACGUUUGUCAUGCUACUCAGAUCAUCGCCAACAUACUCAAUGUUCCCACAAGGUAUCCAAUUAUUUACAGCGGUUCGCGCAGCAGAAUACUAGAUCAUAUUACCGAGAAUUAUCCAUCAAAAGAUCGGCGAUCGCCUUUGUUCGCGAGAAGUAAAGACAAAGUUCAAUUUAAUUAUGGAGUUUAUUUGUUGAACAAAAAUAUUGCUCAACUAAGAUGGUACUGUGGUCUUCCUACCUCUGAUCUACGCACUACACUGUCUAAUUUAGCUUCACUGAUGAAUUUAAAGCCGAGUCAGUCGCUGGAUAAUUCCAAGAGAACUUUCUCAGGCUCAUCAUUAGACACUGACAAUAGUAAUGGUAAGCAACAUAAUAUAUCACUGACUCCGCCGUUUCAAAAAAUAAUUAUUGACAAAGAAUUGAAGCUGCAUCGACCAAUGAGGACCAUGAGCCAGUUGAAAAAUUCUAAAACAACUCUGGGUUCGUCUUUGGACCAAGGAUUAGAUAAACCGUCGGCUGCUCUGGUGCUGGGUACGGAAACCAAGCGGAUUUGUAAAUCAGAAGAAAGUGCUAUUGAUGACAAAACGAUAUCGCUGUUUCGCGACAGGCUGAGUAACAGCAGCGAGGAGAAUGUUUACAUGGGUGAGAAAGGCAGAAGGUUUAAUAAAGAAUCUUUAUCGACGCCUGGGACUAUUGAAACUGAUAUCGAGAUAACGAUACCCACGUCUAUAUGUUGCAAUCCAAAGUACGAUGACUCAAAUUCUAGGCAGAGAAGCUCGAAUUCUAUCAGCAGCUGUGAAAUGGCUUUGAGUAGCUCGACGACAGACGUUGAUAGACGCAGCAAUAAUCCUGGUGAUAAAGUUAAUGGCGGAGAGUAUCCCUCGCUGGUCGAGGUGCUCGAGGCUACUUUAAUGCGAUCUGUUAAAAAUAGUCUGAGUCAUCAGCAUAAUUAUCAGCAGUAUCGGCGUGCUGACGACGAACAUUCUAAUAGUGCAAUGUCGAGUGAGAGUUCAAGCUCGGCGUUAGAGAAGACUGAAAAUGAGAGAAGUCAAGAGACUUUGACGUACUUGAAUGAUAAAAAGAGUGUCAAUGGUUCUGUGGGUGAUAUUAAUAGUAGUGAGACACUGUCUAGUUCCGUUGUGUCGCUGGUUAACACUGCGAACUCGUGUCAACGAGCUCAAACUAGGUCUGACAUUGCUUCUAGUUGUCCUGAAAGUGCUAAAUCUUUCUACGACGACAGGUAAACUAUUGAUUUAAUCAAUUAUUAUAUAUAAAUCGGCGGCCCAAUUUCAAAAUACAGUAACUGACAAUUUUAAGAUUUUAAAAAAUUUUUCUUGUUAAAAAAAAAUUUGUGCGCCUAAUCGAUAAAAAAUUUGAUUUAUGAAUAGAAAAUACUUGAAUAUAAAUAUUUUUAUAAAAAAAUACUUUAAAUUAAGAUCUAAAAGUUAUAAGAAAUCCAGUAAUACUAAAAAAGAUCAGGUAUAAAAAUUUUGCAGUUACUGUGUUUUAAAAUUGGGCAGCCGAAAUGUUUUAUGAAUAAAUUUAUUCAUUUUUUUAUAAAUUUCAGCGAUGUAGUGACUCAGAAAAAUUGGAGAACUGAGUCAAAUCCUAGCAUAGAAACAUUAACAGGGUACGAAGAAGUAAAAAAGAGAGAAACUAUAUCAGUUACAUCUCAAUCUCAGCCAAAUAAAGUGCAAGAAGUGAUAAACGAUUAUCGUACGUCUUCAGAAUUUAUAGACUCGAUACGGCGAAGCUCGGAAAAUGUUUUUGCAAGAACAGAAGCGUUAGCAAGUAAAAAAACAAGUUUCAAAGUUAUGAAACCACGUUCAUAG